Cynocephalus volans (Philippine flying lemur) is the source of this 252-nucleotide messenger RNA. Its product is annotated as protein S100-A10-like. NCBI's taxonomy places the organism in Eukaryota, Metazoa, Chordata, Mammalia, Dermoptera, Cynocephalidae. The record is from RefSeq and is a predicted model, not a curated record. The transcript has a single exon. The coding region runs from base 1 to 252 and encodes 83 amino acids.
AUGGAACACACCAUGGAAACCAUGAUGUUUACAUCUCACAGAUUUGCCAGGGAUAAAGGCUACUCAAUGAAGGAAGGCCAGAGAGUACCCAUGGGAAAGGAGUUUCCUGGAUUUCUGGAAAAUCAAAAAGACCCUCUGGCUGUGGUCAAAAUAAUGAAAGACCUGGACCACAGUCAAGAGAGCAAAGUGGGCUUCCAGAGCUGCUUUUUGCUAAUUGCGGGGCUCACGGUGUGUGUGGUGACUGUUUUGUAG